AGAGAAUUCAUCAUGCGUUUACUAAAGGACAGCUUCAUCACCGUCCUGCCUAUCUUUGCUCUCUUCGCACACACAGGGGCUCAAAGAUGCGACCGGAUCAAAAUCGGAAACGAAUACUAUAAAAGACAACUCAUAGCUACCAUAGACGGUUACCCAACAGGCAUCGUCAUCGAUCCAAGAAAUGAAAACAUUUUUUUUAUUCUCCAUAAAAAGAAUUAUACCAGAGGAAUACAUUUCCUCAAGCACGGCGCUUUGGGCAUCAAAGAAAUACCAAUCGGCGAUGAUAUGAUAGGCCAAUGCGUUGCUAUAGAUAUCCCAAGCAAUGUGAUCUAUUUUGGAACAAAUCAAGGACUUGUUACCUUCGAUUCUACUAGAGAUAUCGUUGCUUCAGAAAGACCUAUCGGCGACGAUGACAUUCGUUUUAUAUUCAUAGAUAAGACAAUUAAGACAGACAAUCAAAUGUAUAUAUCCACUGGCCCUAAUCGUGAAAUCUUCAAAUUUGUCAACGGAUCAUACGCCGUAAGAAGGUAUGAGAAAGUCAUGAAAGCAUACAGCUUUGUUUUAGACUCUCAAGGCAAUGCGUUUUACGAAUUUGUCGACGGAAGAAUCUACUUUUUCGCUACCGAUUACUAUGAACCUAUACAAUAUAAAGGUUUUUCUAGAGAACUAAAAUACAUAUUAAAAUUAAACAUGCAAGACGAAGCGAUUGUAGCUGUAAAAGGUUCUCUAUUUAAACUGAGUACGAAAAGCAUUUUGCCAGUGAAAAUUGGACAGCUCGGUUUCAAAAUUACUGGAAUGGCUUUUGAUGCAAAGAAUAAUAUAAUCGUUGGAACUAAAGGGAAGCUAUAUAGAUAUAAGCCGAUAAAUAGUAAUGAUCCUUGCCCUGCUGACGAUUAUUUUAUGGCCACUAUUUAGGAGGAAGUAGCCAGGCUUAAUCCGAA
This is a messenger RNA of Cydia strobilella, 941 nucleotides long. RefSeq lists its product as uncharacterized. The record is from RefSeq and is a predicted model, not a curated record. The coding region runs from base 13 to 915 and encodes 300 amino acids. NCBI's taxonomy places the organism in Eukaryota, Metazoa, Arthropoda, Insecta, Lepidoptera, Tortricidae. Gene Ontology annotation, molecular function: protein binding. The transcript has a single exon.